Ectocarpus sp. CCAP 1310/34 is the source of this 460-nucleotide messenger RNA. Lineage: Eukaryota; Phaeophyceae; Ectocarpales; Ectocarpaceae. The record is from the annotation of a GenBank genome assembly.
GAUAACGGCCCCACACGCGCGACACCAUGGUAGGGUCCAACAUAGAGAGGGUAGUAGUCACCAAGGGCAAAUCCGGGCAGGAUUCAGCAAACAGGGCGGUUAACGGCGCUGCUGCAGGUCCAGCCGCAUUCGGUUUCCCUGCUCCGCGGGCCGCCAGGCAACACCUCAGGCCAAGGCGAGCAAGCGCGAAGCAGCAAGAUGCCGAGAGCAUGCCCUACUUGCUGGAUAGUGUCAGCCAGGUUGUUGAAAGGAGAAACCAUCAUGUCUCGGGCAUCGAGGUUGCAGCAGCAGCCGGAAGAAAAUAAUAAAAAGGCAUCUUCCGCGCGUGACCGAGUAGACGGCUGGUAGAGGAAAGGCCUUCCCGAGAGCAACGGACGCAGCUGGCGCGAAAGCAGCGCUAGACAACGAGGAAUCAGCGUGGGGAAACGGGGCACCGCCUACGGCAUUUUGGAGGACUUCA